Nasonia vitripennis (jewel wasp) is the source of this 1143-nucleotide messenger RNA. Its product is annotated as muscle-specific protein 20. Lineage: Eukaryota; Metazoa; Arthropoda; Insecta; Hymenoptera; Pteromalidae. Gene Ontology annotation, molecular function: actin binding. The transcript has 3 exons. The record is from RefSeq and is a predicted model, not a curated record. The coding region runs from base 418 to 966 and encodes 182 amino acids. Gene Ontology annotation, biological process: actomyosin structure organization.
AUAUUACGAAAGCGUUGGCACAUUCAGCCCACGACUUUUCAAAAAAGCCAAAAAAACCACAGGCUAUCAUAGUGUGAGGUUUGAGGUAUAUCUAUUAUGAUAUACACCCUUCAUCUUCUGCUAUAACUAGAGCGCACGACAAGGGCAAAGUAUCUUGCACAAGGCUAUACUGACAAAACGCGCUACGUGUCGCGAAAUUUUUCAAAGACAAGUAGAAAAAGCGAAAAGGCGUUAAUAGUCGCGCGAACCUAAUAUUAGCGCUAAGCGCAGCGUGUGUGGGACGACGGGUAGACCUGCUGAGUGAUCCGCGCGUCUUUAUAAAAGCUCGCCAAAGAGCUGGGCGUCUGCACACUUUCAGUUCUCUCCUCGGUAUCUCACGUUCUUGCUCUCUCCAAACGCACAUCCCAACUCGACACUAUGGCUCUCGAACGUCAAGUCCGCGCUAAGAUCGCAGCGAAACGCGAUCCCCAGCAGGAGAAGGAAGCCCAGGAAUGGAUCGAGGCGAUCAUCGGCAGGAAGUUCAACACUACCUUCGAGGACUACCUGCGCGACGGACAGGUUCUUUGCGAACUGAUCAACAAGAUCCAGCCCGGCUCAGUCACCAAAAUCAACACGUCCGGCGGUGAUUUCAAGAUGAUGGAGAACAUCAACAAGUUCCAAAAAGCCAUCCAGGAAUACGGUGUGCCGGACAUAGACGUCUUCCAAACGGUCGAGCUCUGGGAGAAAAAGGACAUUGGACAGGUCAUCACCACCCUCUUCGCUCUUGGCCGUGAGACGUACAGACACUCGAACUGGCAAGGACCAUACCUGGGACCCAAGCCCGCCGAUGAAUGCAAGCGCGACUUCACCGAAGAACAGCUGAACGCCGGCAAGACUGUGAUCGGCCUCCAGGCUGGAUCCAACAAGGGAGCAACACAGGCGGGCCAGAACAUGGGCGCUUCCCGCAAAAUCCUCCUCGGAAAGUAAAUUUACUUUCCGCCCCUGACCCUAUUCCCCUAAUCCCCCGUCCUUGCAUCCCUAUCUCCCCUCCCCCGCCCCCUAUUUUAUUUAUACUUCUUAAACAUAUGUAUAUAUUAUACAAUGGAAUAUUUAUUUUAUCUUUUAUAAUUGUUGAAUAAUAUACACGAUAUUAUUUACUGUAUA